Molecule: messenger RNA, 4273 nt
Organism: Oncorhynchus kisutch (coho salmon)
Lineage: Eukaryota; Metazoa; Chordata; Actinopteri; Salmoniformes; Salmonidae
Product: BTB/POZ domain-containing protein KCTD5
Exons: 6
Coding region: 302-1108 (268 amino acids)
Biological process (GO): protein homooligomerization; proteasome-mediated ubiquitin-dependent protein catabolic process
Cellular component (GO): cytoplasm; Cul3-RING ubiquitin ligase complex
Molecular function (GO): cullin family protein binding
Source: RefSeq, a predicted model, not a curated record
GUAAUGACGUUACAACCCGGAAGGAUUGCCCUCUUCUGUUAACGUUUGAAUAAACAAGAAUGACCCAUUUGUUUUAGGAAAAGAUUGCAAGCGACGUGUCAAACAUAUAUAGUAUAUUUCAACUAAGUAAUAUCGAUGUCUUGUUUAGAGUAUUUAUGUGUGGAAAUUAUCGAAUGUGUGUAGCAACGCCCUAAUGCCAGCCACCUUGUUGGGGAAAAAGAGCCCCGUUGUGUUUACAAAUCGAUAAGCAUUAUUGUUACCCUGAAGUGUAAUAAUAGUGGUGUUUUUUGACGAAGAUAAUAUGGCCGAAUUGCAUGUUGUGGAGCAGAGUGUUACUGCCACAAUAGAACAAACCGAGCACCGAGAUGUCCGAGGCUCUGUUCGGCUGGCUGCUUCGCCCACUCUAAUGGUUUCACCGCGGAGUAGCUUGCCCACCAGUCCUGGGGUGUCGAGUACUAGUAGAGCGGUGUUUGGGUUCCCAAUGAAGAGCAACCUCAGUUCCCCAUCGGAGCAAGCCGAGAAGGCAGAAUCCCGCUGGGUUUGCCUAAAUGUCGGUGGAACCUAUUUUGUCACAACCAAACAGACAUUGUGCAGGGACCCCAAAUCGUUCCUGUACCGAUUGUGUCAAGAAGAUCCGGAUUUGGACUCUGACAAGGAUGAGACGGGUGCUUACCUAAUCGACAGGGACCCCACAUACUUUGGCCCCAUUCUGAAUUACCUGCGGCAUGGGAAACUGAUCAUGGACAAGAACCUGGCAGAGGAAGGUGUCCUUGAGGAGGCGGAGUUCUACAAUAUUGCAUCACUAGUAAGGCUGGUCAAGGAGAGGAUACGGGACAACGAGAACAGGACAUCUCAGGGCCCAGUGAAGCAUGUGUACCGGGUGCUGCAGUGCCAAGAGGAGGAACUCACCCAGAUGGUGUCCACAAUGUCAGAUGGCUGGAAGUUUGAGCAGCUCAUAAGCAUCGGCUCGUCCUAUAACUAUGGCAACGAGGACCAGGCUGAAUUCCUGUGUGUGGUUUCCCGGGAGCUCAACAACUCUACUAACGGCAUUGUUAUCGAGCCCACUGAGAAGGCCAAGAUCCUCCAGGAGCGAGGUUCACGGAUGUAAAGAGACUCCCAGGCCUGAGCUCACCCUUCUCAGCUCAUGUGACAUUUCUUGACGUCUCCUGCACCACCUCAGCCAUGGUUCAUAUCUUUACCCCUUCCACCACCAGCCCCACUCCCCCUUUCACCUCCCCCUCCUCUGGGUGUGCCUUUCCACAGUGGAGGGGGUUCCCAUCCUCCUCGCCUACAGUGCUACAACAUAACCCCAUUGCCAUUUCUUAUUCUCAGUUAUAUUUGUGUGAACAUUUUGAGGGAUUCUGAAGAGAUGACAAUAGAGUAUUUAUUAUUAACUGUAAUACCUUUUGUCAUAAGUUUGAUUUUGAAGAUUCCGGUUUUGCCCCUGAUCAUAGCCCCCAUCUACAUCCACACAGAGAUAAAUCAUUGUCACUGUCCUCAUUCAGGUGAUCACACAGCUAAUGGGGAGCCGUUUCCUUUUCUGUCUGGCUUUGUUGACUCGGUGGAAAUCUCCUCAGGACUUUCAAAGGACAAAAAAAGAAAGCGGAAAAAUCUACUGACUGUGACCUGCCCCCUUCUACAACCCUGAAGAUUCACCUAUGGGGUGAGAGGAUGCUAUAAGCAACAUAGCUCACCCUUUGACCUCCACUCCUAGUCCUUACAUCUCCACAGCUGGAGCGCUAAGGCAGUUCAUAGUUGCUUGGGAGGCUGAAAGCCGAGAGGUGGGGCUAAGGACAGAGAAGUAAGUCACAGGAAUAUUCUACAGCCCUCAAAUUCAAAUCUGGACCUCAAAGCCAGUUCUACUGCUUUUUUUUGUUUUUCUUCCCCUCUAAUCGUGGACUGAUUUUUAACCUGGGACACCAGGUGGGUGCAAUUAAUAAUCAGGUAGAACAGAAAGCCAGCAGUAGUCCGGACCUCGUUGGGUAAAAUUUGAACACCCCUGUUCUACAGCAUCUCUCUUUUGGUCUUCUUGUGCAGUCAGUCCUGCUCUCACAGCAACUCUUGCCCAAUAAGACCAUACGAUAGUGGGGAGAUACAGACCCUUGUCUAACAGAGGCUCCACCCCACCAUAGUUCAUCAGUGACUUCCACUGCUGAGCAUCCAUCACACACAUUUUCUUUUUGGCUCGGGUCAAAGUCCUUUCUCACCAGGAGGGCACAUAUUUUCUUACAGCCGUACUAAGGAUGUUUCAGUGCAAAAGAAAACACACAACUUAAAAGACUAAACCACACACAUGUACACAAUUGUCAGGCAUGUGAGGAAUAUAAAUCUAUAUAUAAUGAAAUUAUAUGGAGAAAAAAACUUAAUGCAAAUGAUGUAGUUAUUCAUUUCUGUUUCAUAGUUGUUAUAUUUGUGUAGUAUGGUGAGUUCUAUUCCGUUGAGCGAGGAAAUAUCACUCCUAAACCAAUUUUCCUGAAAUGUUUCCCCCAAUGACAAAGGUGUACGUUUGUGUAUGUAGUGCCUCUGCUAUUCAUCAAUGAUUGAAAUUAUGAUCAGCGACCCAGUUUUUCAGCGACACAACUUCUAAGUAGAUUUUUCUUGUUACUUUAUAACCCUUUCAAAUGAUCCUUCUCGUAGAUAUACUAUUAUGUUCUCUUGCAUAUCUUAGAAUUGUAAUUGGAGAUUAAAGAGACGGGUUAUUGAAUAAGCUUUUAUUUGACAUCGAAAGAUGGUAUGUGUCCUAUACAGUGGUCUUGUGACCCUGUUGGACUUGUAUCCAUCUGUAUGAUGCCUCAAAGCCUAGGGCCCCCUUUCCCUCUGGCGUUGUUUCAUUUUCAUGCCAAAUGUCACUCACUCUGCAUUUGCCUGUUUACACACCUUGGUGUACAUUCAGUUAACAGCUUUGCUUAACAUUUUGCAGUAUUUACUGUGUUAAUUCUAGAGAAUGCUGAAAGGAAGGUUUUAAAUGCAUACGUUUGGAUCUUUUUAUAGAGUAGACGUAACCACAGGAACAUUGGGUACUGAAAAUUCUGCAUGGACUUCAGCUUUCGAUUUGUUACAUUGGGGGAAAAUAAGGAAAUGAUACCUUGUUUCUCACAGUGUCACAUCCCUCUGUGCCAACCAACAGUGAUGGGUACCUAGCUUGUCUGGUGUAUACCUCUUAUUAUUCACAUAUCAUUGUCCCAGGAGUAAAUCCUGGCAUUACCCCAUUUGUAAUACUUCUGAAAAGUUACAUUUAUUCGGUCAAUCUGACUGUGUACUUAAAAGAAGUACCCCACAGGUAACCAAUAUCACAUCAUUUUUGUUUUACUGGCGUCACAAAAUCCAUACACCUUUUCCUGUGUAUAAUGAAUAUUUGGUGCAAUUAUGUUAUAUCAGCAUGAUUUAAGAAAGCGUUCGGCUUAAAAACACACAAAUAAUUACCUGUGCUGUUGUCAUGCUCCAUGACUGUUUUAUCAGACUCUAGAGCUGUGACAAUGUUGCUGUGACUUUUAUUUCUCCUCUUGGAGUGGAUGUUGUGCAAUUCUAAUACGAAACUGGGACAAAAGUGCAGUAGUGCACAGACUGUGCUGCUAGAAGAAUGCCUGACUGUCUGAUAGAUAGACACCUUCUCCUCUCUGGGCCUUUUUCAAAGCUCCCAGAGGUUGUUCUAUUUCCCUUUGUCGUGUCCAGUGUUGUGCCUUUGACCUGUGUUGUGCACAGUUGUCCCCCCCCCCCCCCCCGUGCAGAUUAUCAAACUUAACUCCUUUUCUUUUAAUGCCAAUACUUUUUAGCCAAGCCUCCCGUAUUGACCCCUGUAGCUCCUGAACCUUUGCCUGUGUUUGUCGCUGCAUUCUUCCGGUUUUCUUUCCUGAAAUGUGUGUAGACUGUAGGUCUGGUUGGCUUUGUAAGUUUAUCCCACAACCGAGGCAGUGAAAAGGAGACCGUAGUUGUAAUCAAAGCAGUGCCCCAGUAUAUCUUAGUAAAAACCAGCAGUGCUCUAUUCUUUUGGAAAAACAGCGACUGCAUAAGCCACGUUUAUUUGGCUUUCUCUCUUGAAUUGCAUGUUUAAGGCAAUUUAUGCUGUUUAUUUUGAUGCCAUGAUAACUAUACUGACAGUUGUUUUACUGUAUUGUUUGCAUUCACUUUUGAAGCACUUCUUUUGAAUGUCUCCUUUUGACAUUUAUUUGUUUUGUUUAUACUUGCAGAUUGAUUCAUCCGAUUUUGAAAGGGAACUUUUUAUUCGGAUAAAAACGAUCAUUGCAAAAAAAUAAAGUGUUCCCCCAUCACUGUA